Messenger RNA from Oppia nitens, 1525 nucleotides. It is a transcript of the gene grp, whose product is annotated as serine/threonine-protein kinase Chk1-like. The coding region runs from base 71 to 1525 and encodes 484 amino acids. Gene Ontology annotation, biological process: intracellular signal transduction; protein phosphorylation; microtubule cytoskeleton organization. The transcript is spliced from 10 exons. Gene Ontology annotation, molecular function: ATP binding; tau-protein kinase activity; protein serine/threonine kinase activity. Lineage: Eukaryota; Metazoa; Arthropoda; Arachnida; Sarcoptiformes; Oppiidae. Gene Ontology annotation, cellular component: cytoplasm. The record is from RefSeq and is a predicted model, not a curated record.
AUUGAUUGAAGUGAUUCAUCGACAAAGACAUUGAUUUACUAUAUAUUAUUGUUGGCCGUCAUUACCACCGAUGAUGACAAUGAUGACCGAGUCGUCGCCGAUGUCCACCGAGUUUGUCAAAGGCUGGAUAUUGUCGACACCACUCGGCGAAGGACACUUUGGCCAAGUUUGGCUACUGGUCAACAACGAAACCGACGAGUGUGUGGCCGCCAAAGUGAUUGACUUAAGCAAACAUCCCGAAGCCAAGACUAGUUUAACCAAAGAAAUAUGUUUUCAUAAGAAACUAAAUCACGAGAAUAUUAUCAAAUUUAUUGGCCACCGAACCGACGAAACUAUUGAAUAUAUAUUCUUGGAGUACGCCUCCGGUGGCGAACUAUUUGACCGAAUUGAGCCCGACAUAGGAAUGGACACCAGUUUAGCCCAUCGUUUCUUCGCACAGAUCAUUGCCGGAGUCGAGUAUUUGCAUUCAAAGGGUAUUGUUCACAGAGAUCUUAAACCAGAAAACAUAUUACUCGAUGAAAAUGAUAACAUAAAGAUAUGUGACUUUGAAAUGUCUACACUAUUCCUAUAUUCGGGUGUCGAGCGUCUAGUGAACAGCACUAGCGGAACAGUUCCCUAUAUGGCACCCGAAAUAUUUACACAAAAACAAGUUAAGGCCGCACCGAUCGAUAUUUGGAGUUGUGGCGUAAUACUGGUCACUCUGUUAGCCGGCGAACUUCCAUGGGAUCAGCCGACCGACGAUUGCGAAGCCUAUCGGGAUUGGAUUGAUUCGGAUAUAACAUCGUAUCCCUGGAAUAAAAUCGAUAGCUUAGUAUUGUCAUUACUGCGUAAGAUAUUGUGUCCAAAUGUUACAAAACGCUAUACACUGACACAAAUCCGCAAUCAUCACUGGUUUAAGAAGUGGUCGAAAAAUAAUGAGAAUCACCAAUUAGAUGACGACGGCGACGGCCAGGGAUAUAAAAGACGGCGCUUAGCCGACUCUGAUGUGUCGACGGCGGGGACGGCAGUAGUCUCAUCGGUCUCCCAACCGAGCGAUGUCCUAAUGAACAGUCAACUAUCGGUGUGGAUGACCAACAAAGACAACAACAACAAACACAAGUCGUUUUCACAGCCGACAGCCGUCGACAAUAUGAUACUGAAUACCCAAUUGACACCAUUCGGCAAUUCGCAGAGUGUCUACCAGAGACUAGUCAAACGGAUGACCCGUUUCUUUACGAACAGGGAUUCAAAUCAGACAUUCCGGCGUCUGAAACAUGUUUUCGAUGAAAGAAAUUAUACCCUAAAGACACCGUUACCAACACAAUUUACUAUAUCGACUAAUGAUAAGAGAGGAAUGCCGUUAGUGUUUAGCGCCAACAUUAUUGAGAUGAAUCCGAGCAAUAUAUUAGUAGAUUUUCGUUUAAUGAAAGGCAACGGAAUUGAAUUUAAAAGACAUUUCAUUAGUAUACGCAAUGAUAUCAACGAUAUUGUAGUUAAGGGACCCAUUACUUGGCCCAUUGCCUGUGCAACCCAUACAUUGCCAUAA